AAAAGUAAAGCUAGGUCGGUUUUGUUAUAGACCUUUAAUAUUUGCUGGAUUGUGAAAUAUAUAAAAGCCCGUGAAGAGAUACAAUUAUUACUUCAAAACAUACUCAUACAAGGAAAGAUAGUGAAUUUUAAACUUCUUAACAAAUACUGAAGACGAAUAAAUGUUGUUUAUUUAUACGUUGCUUUGUGUGUUUGUGGCGUGUGAUGUCACUAACGCAAAAGAUACGAGUAUCACCGGAUCGCACUGGAUAGUUGUUCCGGACAGAUACACCCCUGGGGUGCCGAUUCCGCUGACGUUUAAUUUCUACAACAUUUCCGGGGUUGAUGUCGAUGUACAAGUCGACUUGAUACGUGAUGAUCAUCAUAGUGUGUCAACGCUUACUCAUACCUUCAAGGGAGCCAAAUCAGAACUAGUGCAAUUAAAGGUACCAGAUACUGGAGAUGAUCCGAACAGGUACACCUUACUGAUAAACGGUCUAAAUGGGUUAUUCUUCCAACAGCAUGCCAUUCUUUAUUACGACUCUGGUGCCGUACCAGAAAUGUUCGCAAUUCACAUACAGACGGACAAAGGAAUAUACAAACCAGGACAGACAGUUCGUUUCCGAACAUUCGGGAUAUCCUCUGAUAUGAUGGUUUACAGUGGUCAAUUUAAUAUCUCAAUUUACGACCCAAAGGGCAAUCAGAUGAAGAAGCUCGUUAAUGUAUCAGAACCUAUCUUUGGUGUUGUUGAAGAUUUUUUCGUCAUGGACACCGAACCAGUGCUUGGAGAGUGGAGAAUUAAGUCCAAGCGUUGA
Ruditapes philippinarum (Manila clam) is the source of this 793-nucleotide messenger RNA. Its product is annotated as CD109 antigen-like. The transcript is spliced from 7 exons. The coding region runs from base 161 to 793 and encodes 210 amino acids. The record is from RefSeq and is a predicted model, not a curated record. Lineage: Eukaryota; Metazoa; Mollusca; Bivalvia; Venerida; Veneridae. Gene Ontology annotation, molecular function: endopeptidase inhibitor activity.